AUGUCGUUCCUCCCUCUUGCCACCUUGUCGGCAUCAUCAAGUAGCCGCCAUCGCCAAUCUGCUCCUUCGCGAUCCCGCGCGGCUUUCUCGGUAUUCGAUCUCGACAUCGAUGUCGAAACUGCCGCCCUUAUCGCGAAGCUCCAGCUGGAAGACAUCGAGGACAGUCUGUCCAGACGUAAGGGGAAAGGACGCGCAAGGGCUGUUCUGUCGGAUGAGGAGUACGCGAUUCAAGUUCAGCGCGAGCAGUAUGAAGAGCUGCUCACUGUUGCCCAAGACGCCAAGAUAGCUGCGAGCCUUCGAGGUGCAGUGGAGACUGAUAUCGCCUACAUCGAGGCGCUUAUGCUUGCUGAGGAAGCAGCGAGAGAAGACAGGCGCGCCGCCGAGAUGCUGUCUCGUGGAGAACAGCUUCCGCCCCAGAAGGAUUGUCAGAUUCGCCUGGAAACCCCGGGCUUCAUCAUGCAUCCUGAGCCACCGAAGCAGAUGCUCGACGAUAAAGGAUCUGAGAAGACCGUUGCCGUUGUAGACAGUGAUGACGAGGAUGUCCUGCUUUCGGAUGAUGAUGACACCGUCUUCGGCGACUUCGACUCCAACAAACAGGCAGCUAUUGUCAACUCGGUCAAAAUUAGGAAUUCCUUCAGCAAGAACUCUGUAGCUCCAGGGCCUAGCAUCAAUCGAAACAAAAAAGUUCACUGCAUUAUUUGCAACGACACCCUCCCUUAUGUAGACGCCCUUCAAACCCCUUGCAAUCACAACUACUGCAAAGAUUGCAUUCGCAGCCUGGUUGAACUGUGUACUCGUGACGAGUCCCUUUUCCCAAUCCGCUGCUGCCAAACGCCUAUUCCCAUUACCAACAUCUUCCCUUUCAUUGCUAUUGGCCUACGCCGGCUCUUCGAGGCUAAACACGCCGAAUUCAGUGUCCUCUCCAAGGAUCGUGUCUAUUGUGUCUCGCCGACUUGCUCAGCUUUUCUGGGAUCAGGAAACGGCAGCACUGGCACUGAAAUGAACUGCCCUCAAUGCGGCAUGUCGACUUGCCCCCAGUGCAAGCAAGCUGGACACCCCAACGACCCCGACUGUUCUGUCAAUAAAUCCACCAUCGAGCUGCGCGCACUCGCUAGACGUGAAGGCUGGCAGACCUGCCCGGGGUGCUACGCGGUCGUUGAGCUCAACGUCGGGUGCUACCACAUGACCUGCCGCUGCCGCACUGAGUUCUGUUACUUGUGCGCGGUUCCAUGGAAGGGGUGCCAAUGCCCUCAAUGGGAGGAGGCGCGGCUUGUGGCUGCGGCGCAACAACGUGUCGAGAAUGAGAUGGGCCCUCAGGCAGUGCGGAAUGUACUGCCUAACGUCUUCGCGGAACGUGUGCAGCAGAGGGUGGAGACAUUAAGGGAUAAUCAUCAUUGUGACCGUCAUAAUUGGACAUACCGUCAUGGCGGCGGUCGCUGCGAGGAGUGUCACUUCAAUCUACCCAAUUUCCUUUUGGUUCGCGUCUGCCUCCUUUUACCCAUUCUCUUCACUGACCAAAUCCUCAGAUUUGCCGAGGCUGCUCACUGCUUGCCUGUGUUCGCUGCAGCAGGAACCGGCUGUGAUUAUAGCUCAAGAGGCUUUUUUCCUUGCGAAAUACAGGCAAACCUCUGA
Cyclocybe aegerita is the source of this 1632-nucleotide messenger RNA. NCBI's taxonomy places the organism in Eukaryota, Fungi, Basidiomycota, Agaricomycetes, Agaricales, Hemipholiotaceae. The record is from the annotation of a GenBank genome assembly.